Molecule: messenger RNA, 6188 nt
Organism: Macrosteles quadrilineatus (aster leafhopper)
Lineage: Eukaryota; Metazoa; Arthropoda; Insecta; Hemiptera; Cicadellidae
Gene: kar
Product: monocarboxylate transporter 10
Exons: 9
Coding region: 326-1678 (450 amino acids)
Biological process (GO): transmembrane transport
Molecular function (GO): monocarboxylic acid transmembrane transporter activity
Source: RefSeq, a predicted model, not a curated record
GAACGUUUCGACUUUUGAAAUUGAGGUUAAGUUUUGCAUCAUUCCAUUCAAUCUAUUUUUCUACAUCCAACUUACAACAAGGUUGAAUUAACUAUUGUGAAUUUGUAGGACCGAACAUAAUUCUUACCACUUUUCAAUUGUUGGGUUGUUCAAUUGUAAUUACCAGUGUAAAUUCAAAAGCAACACUCAACUUCUUAUGAACAACAUUUUACACCUUGUAAUGCAGCCUAGGACUUAUUGAGGCCGUGGCCCCGCCCCCGCAGUGGAGGGGAGGGGCAUGUCGCCGUCGCCACAGCCACUACAGUGACAAUCGCGACGACGCGCUAUGGAGACGAAGAUCGCAAUGGCAGUGGCCGGGCCUCCCGACGGCGGCGCGCGAGCAUGGCUCGUGAUGCUUGCAAGUUUCUUCUGCAACGGAGUCAUCUUCGGCGUGAUCAAUUGCUACAGCGUGAUCUACGUGGAUCUGCAGAAGAGGCUUGACGAUGAAGGAGUCUCCGACUCGUCAAGUAAAGCAGCACUUGUUGGCUCUCUAACGAUUGGAACAACUUUUUUCCUGUCACCGAUCGCUGGAAUUCUAACAGACAAGAUCGGGAUUCGUUUGACGACGUUCAUCGGAGGAUUGCUGGCUACUGGGGGGAUGUUUUUAUCAUCAUUCUGUACGCACAGUGUGUACCUACUAUACGUCACCUAUGGUGUAGUGUUUGGAGUAGGGGCGUCUCUUGCGUACACCCCGUCCCUGGUGAUUCUAGGGCACUACUUCCACCGCUACAUGGGGUUGGUCAACGGGUUUGUCACUGCUGGUAGCUCCGUCUUCACCAUGGUUAUGCCGUAUCUGAUAGAUAUGCUGCUGAAACGCUGUGGACUCGACGUAUGUCUCAGGGUACUGGCGCUGCUGAUGUGUGUGAUCAUGGGCAGUGCGCUGCUCUACAAGCCUCUGAACCACAAGCCAGCUGAGGCGAGGGAAAGUCAGCUGAAAUCUUUACUCAACACAGACAUCUGGCUGCAGCGAAAGUAUGUCAUUUGGGCGCUCGCUAUCCCCGUCGCUCUCUUCGGCUACUUCGUACCCUACGUCCACAUGGUGAAAUUUGUCGAUGACAGAUUUCCAAGUGGAGAUGGAAAAUCAUUGGUUUUCUGCAUUGGUAUUGCUUCCGGAACAGGAAGACUUGUUUUUGGACGAAUCGCUGACAACCGUAGAGUCAACAGGGUAUUUUUACAACAGAUAUCGUUCCUGUCCAUCGGUGUGUUGACCAUGCUGAUGACGGUAACGCCCAGUUUCCUGCUGCUUCAGCUGAUUGCCCUAGGCAUGGGUCUGUUUGAUGGCUGCUUCAUCAGCCUGCUGGGACCGAUAGCCUUUGACCUGGUUGGUCAGGAAGGCGCAGGUCAGGCCAUCGGCUUUCUGCUAGGGUUCUGCAGUAUCCCUCUCACCAUCGGCCCUCCCAUCGCGGGAUGGAUCUACGACCAGACCAAGUCGUACACAACCCCCUUCCUGCUCGCAGGAGUCCCACCGAUAGUGUGUGCGUUUGUCUUGUGUCUGGUUCACUACGUCCCCAACCAGCGACGUUCGCCCGAGGAAAACCAAAAAGACGACUCAAAGAAUAAGACUGAAGAAGUUCCCGAAUCAACGGAAUUCAACGCCCUUCUACAUAUCAAUACAAACGAUAAAGAAAUCUGUAGAUAGUUAGUGCCUUUUAUUUAUGAAUAGUAUUAAGUAUAUUUUAUUUUUACAUGUGUUUUUAAUAAUGUAGACUGUUAAGUAUUAUCGUUGACUAUAGAUUUCAAACGUAGACGUACCCUCACUAUUGUAACGUCUGAAGCUAGGUUAUGUGUCUAUUUGAUCUCUAGUGACACCAGAGUUCUUCUUUAGGAAAAAGUAGGCUAUGGCUGUUUACAAUGUAUAUUGGUCAAAUCAAAAUGUUACACAUGUUACAGAAUAAUAAAUUGUUUAGGGAAUUUUUCGUUCUGCCUCAAUUAGUUAAAUAGUAGUCAAAUAGUGGUUUACGUUAGGAAUCCCUGGUGUUUUUAGACUUCAAAUCACACACUUGGCUCAGUUAACGUAUAAGGAUGAGAAAUCUAUGUGGAAGUUUGUUUAAUCUAUGGUAUUACGAAUCUCUAAUUAGUGUAGAAGUUUGUUAUUUUGGUUUGAUUAACCAAGUCUCUUUGUUUAUAGUUCAACUUAUAAUAAACUCCAUGUUGCCAUAUGUUUGCAUUUGCAGUAUGAAGGAUGUUUUUCCAAAAAAGGAUCAUGUUUUUGAUCGAGUUCCUAUUUAAUAUCUUUAAUUGUUACUAGGUAAAAAACUAACGAACCAGAGAUCUCUUAAUAUUUUACACUGUCCUAAUUAUUUAAUUGUUUCGAAAAUAAUAUCAGUAUUGUAUCAGUUAAGUUGAUAUUUUGUGUAUAUCUACACCUUUGUAAUUUUUUACGGUAUUUGUAAGGGAACGGUCUACACCCUGGUCUUGUGACUAUCUUACCCCAAAAAUUUUCAUUAUUGAUAGCGCAAUAACAAAAUGACAAAUGGAAUCUGGGUCCAGAACGAUCUCGUUUGGAGUCAAAACAGUGAUUUAGAUUUCUUCUAUUCUUUGGUAUUACUUUUACGGACCAGUUAAAACGAUCAAAUUGACUGGCUGGGUAGCAAGUUAUAGUGCUCGCCAAACAAUCAAAAAGUUGCCGGAUCAGUCCUGAGAAACUUCUUGAUGGUUGGAAAGAUAGACCCAGCUGUUCCUGAUCAUUGGACAAAAGAUCAUGGCUAAUGAAACAGCUGAUCUGAGUCAGUAAUAAAGCUACACAGAUCUUUCAUUCUACAUUCAUCCUUUAAUUAUGUUUGGGUUAAAUAUGCACCUAGAUGGCGUCCCUAAUUCAAUUGAUAAUGUUGAAAUUCUAACAGCUAGCCAUUUGUGACUUAUACAGGGUGGAAAAAAGUUCCGAGACAGUAAAGUAUUUAAAACAAUAAUCGAAGUAGAGCUACAAAACUUUGUAAUCAACCUAUGCUUACAUUUAAGAUUUUCUUCUGACUCCUAGAAUCACCCUAUCACCCUGAGGAAGUUGUGUAUCCCUGAAUAAUGUGUUGAGAUGAUUUUAAUGCCCAGUAACUGCGUACCAAGUUUUGUAGCUCUAUCUUAUUUUUUGAAAUAUAAUAUUUAAAAGAGUUUUUUUAAACUUACUGUCUUAGGACUUUUUUCACCCUAUAUUUGAUUCUUUAGAGAUUCAGGACCAUUGCAUCAACUUUCAUUGAACCAUUUUUCAACUUUUGAUCUAGUCCUCAAUCAUUCCACCGUAAAAGGAUUUCAUCCUAUUCUUUGUUCUUAUUGUUGUUACCUCAAUUCAUUUUUAGCCAUAUUAUAUAAAUUUUUUUGCUCAGUAGUUAAUUUAUUUGCAAUGAGAGAUCAAUUUUAACAGUGGAAAUAAUACAGUCUUGCUUUAUUUAAUGUAGCAAGAAUUAAGACAAUUCUUUCAGAAAUAAGCAAAAAAGUCAUCGUAACAAUAGAAAAUUGUUAUUUAGUCCCUUGGUAGUUAAAUUACCUCUAAGCCAAAGUUUAGCAUUGUUUUUUCUUUUAGCUCAAGAUCGCUUGAUAUUGAAAGUGCAUUCUUGAAUGUUUGUAAUUUUUUCUGACUUAGUAUCUUCAAAUCAAAACACAGUACAGUAGUACAAUUUAGUAUUUUGUGCACGUCUAAAAUACCAAUAGACUUCAGGAUUUAGAAAUCAAGCAAUAAUAGUUUUAACCAUGCCACGGGUUUAGAAUACAUUUGAGAUUAACUUUAAUCCUUCAAGCCCCAGAUAGCACCAUGUAUAUUAUACAGUUUUUAUGCGUUUUUAUUGAGUUAUGCUCACAUAAAUGCAUUCAAGAGUUAACCAUUUGCAUACAGAAAUAAGUUACAAAGAAAACUAUAGCUUAUGGGGCUAUUGUACGUUUUCUAAUAUCAACAAAGAAGAGUCCCAACCGGUUUGCAGUGUGCGGACUAUCGUGCAGAUGUUUAACUUGGAAAAUAGUGUGAGGAGGGUUAGGAGAAAUGAAUCAUGUUAGAGACACCAGUGACUAGUGCUAGACACCAGUGACUAGUGCUAGACACCACAUAAGUGUACAAUUUAGUGUUUCCUCUGUCAUUAACUUCUCUGUGGCUUUUGUUAAGUUAUACAGUGUUUUUAUGUUUGGGGCUUAAAUAUAAAAUAGAGUAUUUUGUAAAAUUUACAGAUAAAACUUAUCAGAAAUGUGUUGUGUUUUUUAAUGUUAAAAUUACAUUGAGUGAAGGUAAAUAUGUUUUUUCAGUAUUCUAUAUUUUAUUUAAAUGCAUGAUUAGCUUACUAUUGAUUAAUUUCCUCUUUUACUUAAGAUCUAGGAAAUGAUACCGGUAUUGUAUUUUCUCUAUAGCAAAAUGUUUUAUUCUGUCACAAUGUUCCUGUUUUAUUAUCAACUUAAAAUCACGUAACAUAGAUAAAUGAUUCCAGUACUUCCCCAUUUUGUAUUUUGAAAAUAUUAAACUUUAACUGUAAAUGAAUACGUUUUAUAGUCCACACUUAACAAUUAUGAUUUUAUUCUAAUUAUUGCUCAAAUUAAUAGACAAAUUAUUUCAAGAUUUAUAUAAUGGCAAUACAGUAUAAGUAAUUAUAAACUAAUGAUACAAAAAUGUUAUUAAGUACAAUUUUUCUUUUUAAUUGUUACUGAUAUGAAUGAUUUAUCACUUCAAUUCCCUGUAAUUCCCUGUGCCUUUUAAAUAGUUUAAGUGAUGUUAAGAAUUAAUUAUAUUUGAAUGUUUAAACAUUAUUUCUCCUAACUGAAACAAUAAAGACUUUGAGCCAGGGACCAAAAAAUAUAAACAAAUAAAUGUUGAUUUUAUAUUUUUAUUUUUCAUGGUUACAUAUUUUUGCCACAAAAUACAGCUGUCAACUGUGUCAAUUCAAUGCAAAAAAGUAAAGAAAUUGUGUCAAUUGUUUGUGUCUCUGGCUCAUUGACUAAAAUGAGUGUCAAGUCUGUUGCCUGUAUGCAAUGUGUUAAUACAGAUAACAUUUUUAGACCAACUUUUAUUAAGUCAGCAUUACCAAAUAUAACAAAAAGAGGGUAAAAAUAUUAAAAUGGACAUAUAUUUCUCUGUGAAACACCCAUAUACACUUGGUCACUAAAUUAAUCAUAGGAUUAAUUUUUUUAACAGAAAUUAAACAACCGGAAAAAUUAAAUUGCAAUGGCUCUAGCUUUUGUAGCUGAGAAUCUGAUAUUACAAUACCCUGUUAGUUAUUUUUUAUAUUGUUCUGCAAUGAGAAAUAUAAAUUUAAUAUUAAUAUAAUAAUAAUAUUAAUAGAAUGUGCAGCGUUAAAAAUAUACAACGGGAUUUAAAAACUUUAAAGAAAACAACAAUGUAAAUUAAUUUGUUUUUUUAUUUCCAAAGCCACUAUUUUUUUGGAGCGAGCUGGUCUAGUGGUUAGAGCGUGGGACUUCGGUUGCAGAGGUCCCGGGUUCAAAUCCCGCCAAAUCACCAAUGGAUUUUAUCCAUGUGAUAAUGCCGCAACCCCUAGGUCUACCAUGAAGUAAUGUGAAAAACAGUUCUGGGCUCGUGUCUAGCGUCCAAGGACAAAAAAGCCACUUUUACCAGUAAAUCUCUUCCGAAAUCUAAAAUUCCAAGGAAACAAAGUCCUGAGUUUUAGAUUUAAUUUUUAGAGUUUACCCUUUUUAAAUAUAAUUUAAAAUAUAGUCAGCUUAGUAUUGUUUUACUCAAUCAGUAAUUUGAUGUAUAAUUUAGUAAAAAUCUUUUAUUUGGUAUAAAUUAAAAUAUUGUUUUUGAAUUUCAACCAAUAAGUGUAAAAUAUAUAUACUUUUCUUUUAGUACUUUGCUAUAAGUAUAAAAAGCCAUAAGAAAAUCUUUCAAUACAAAAUAAUCAUUCCAGAUUUUAAAAAAAAGUUUGAAUAAGGAGUCUUUGGUACUUACUUAAAUAUUUAAAUUUUGUUAAGAAUAAGUUGUAAUUUUUUUGACCACUUUUUAAAAACUUCACUUUUUAGGUUUUCCACUUUUAUACUCUAUUUUAUUACACAAAACAAAAAAUUAAACCAUGUAAUUGCUAUUUUAUUAUAUGCAUUAUUAUUUUUUGAACUAUUUAUUUAAUAAUAAGUUUAGUUUGAAAAUUUAAGUUUUGCUACACUAACUUUUAUAAAACAGUUGAUAGCUGUUUUGUAACCCACCAAACUAUUCUCUGUUUGUACUG